Messenger RNA from Dipodomys spectabilis (banner-tailed kangaroo rat), 3901 nucleotides. RefSeq names its product tyrosine kinase with immunoglobulin like and EGF like domains 1 (gene Tie1). Gene Ontology annotation, cellular component: signaling receptor complex. Gene Ontology annotation, biological process: cell surface receptor protein tyrosine kinase signaling pathway; multicellular organism development; protein phosphorylation. Bases 99 to 3518 code for a protein of 1139 amino acids. The transcript is spliced from 23 exons. Gene Ontology annotation, molecular function: ATP binding; protein binding; transmembrane receptor protein tyrosine kinase activity. Lineage: Eukaryota; Metazoa; Chordata; Mammalia; Rodentia; Heteromyidae. The record is from RefSeq and is a predicted model, not a curated record.
CACCAGGGCACACUGAUCAGUACAGGCCAAGAACUCAGACCACAGCAACUAAGCCCAGGCCUAGUCGGUCCUGGCUGGCCUGGGUGAGUUUCUGGAGUAUGGUCUGGCUGGGCUCCUUUUUCCUGUUGCCUGUUCUCUUCUUGGCCUCUCAUGUUGGUGCAGCGGUGGACCUGACACUACUGGCCAACUUGCGCCUCACCGACCCGCAGCGUUUCUUCCUGACCUGUGUGUCCGGAGAGGCGGGAGCAGGGAGGGGCUCGGACGUCUGGGGUCCACCCCUGCUGCUGGAGAAGGACGACCGCAUCGUGCGCACCCUCCCGCCGGGACAGCCCCUGCACGUGGUGCGCAACGGCUCCCACCAGGUCACCCUGCGGGGCUUCUCCAAGCCCUCCGACCUGGUGGGCGUCUUCUCCUGCCUGGGCGGGUCCGGGACACGUCGCACGCGGGUCCUCUACGUGCACAACAGCCCCGGGGCCCACCUGUUCCCAGACAAGGUCACGCACACAGUGAACAAAGGCGACACCGCUGUGCUUUCUGCCCGGGUGCACAGGGAAAAGCAGACGGAUGUCAUCUGGAAGAACAACGGAUCCUAUUUCCAUACCCUGGACUGGCAUGAAGCCCAGAAUGGGAGAUUCUUGCUGCAGCUCCAAAAUGUACAGCCACCAUCAAGCGGCAUCUACAGUGCCACCUACCUGGAAGCUAGCCCCCUAGGCAGUGCCUUCUUUCGGCUCAUCGUGCGGGGCUGUGGGCCCAGACGCUGGGGACCAGGGUGUGCCAAGGAAUGCCCAGGCUGCCUGCACGGAGGUGUCUGCCAUGACCAUGAUGGGGAGUGUGUGUGUCCCCCCGGAUUCACCGGUACCCGCUGUGAGCAGGCCUGCAGAGAGGGCCGUUUUGGGCAGAGCUGCCAGGAGCAAUGUGCAGGCACAGCAGGCUGUCGGGGCCUCACUUUCUGCCUCCCAGACCCCUAUGGCUGUUCUUGUGGAUCUGGCUGGAGAGGAAGCCAGUGCCAGGAAGCCUGUGCCCCUGGUUAUUUUGGGGCUGAUUGCCGCCUUCAGUGCCAGUGUCAGAAUGGUGGCACUUGUGACCGUUUCAGUGGCUGUGUUUGCCCCUCUGGGUGGCAUGGAGUACACUGUGAGAAGUCAGACCGGAUCCCCCAGAUCCUCAACAUGGCCUCAGAACUGGAGUUCAACUUAGAGACGAUGCCACGGAUCAACUGUGCAGCUGCAGGAAACCCCUUCCCAGUACGGGGCAGCAUAGAGCUACGAAAGCCAGAUGGCACCGUGUUCCUGCCUACCAAAUCCAUUGUGGAGCCAGACAGGACCACAGCUGAAUUCGACGUACCCCGCUUGGCUCUUGGGGACAGCGGGCUGUGGGAAUGCCGUGUGUCCACAUCUGGUGGCCAAGACAGCCGGCGAUUCAAGGUCAAUGUCAAAGUACCCCCAGUGCCUUUGACAGCACCUCGGCUCCUGGCCAAGCAGAGCCGCCAGCUCGUGGUCUCCCCACUGGUCUCAUUCUCUGGAGAUGGACCCAUCUCCUCUGUCCGCCUGCACUACCGGCCCCAGGACAGCAUGAUGGCCUGGUCUGCCAUUGUGGUGGACCCCAGUGAGAAUGUCACAUUAAUGAAUCUGAGGCCGAAGACAGGAUACAGUGUCCGAGUACAGCUAAGCCGGCCAGGGGAAGGAGGAGAGGGGAACUGGGGGCCUCCUACCCUCAUGACCACGGAUUGUCCUGAGCCCUCGUUGCAGCCAUGGCUGGAGGGCUGGCAGGUGGAGAGCCCUGACCGGCUGCGAGUGAGCUGGUCCUUACCCUCGGUACCCGGGCCCCUGGUGGGUGACGGUUUCCUGCUGCGUCUAUGGGAUGGAGCACGGGGGCAGGAGCGGCGGGAGAAUGUCUCGUCCCCCCAGGCCCGCACUGCCCUCCUGACUGGACUCACACCUGGCACCCACUACCAGCUGGAUGUGCGACUCUACCACUGCACCCUCCUGGGCCCUGCCUCACCCCCUGCACACGUCCUUCUGCCCCCCAGUGGAUCUCCAGUCCCCCGGCACCUCCAGGCCCAGGCCCUCUCUGACUCUGAGAUCCAGCUGACAUGGCAGCGACCAGAGGCCCUCUCUGGGCCUAUAUCCAAGUAUAUUGUGGAGGUUCAAGUGGCCGGAGGCUCAGGAGACCCACAGUGGAUGGAUGUGGACAGGCCCGAAGAGACAAGUACCAUUGUCCGUGGCCUCAAUGCCAGCACACGCUACUUGUUCCGUGUGCGAGCCAGCGUGCAGGGUCUUGGAGAUUGGAGCAACACAGUAGAAGAGGCCACCCUGGGCAAUGGGCUACAGAGUGAAGGCCCAGUCCAAGAGAGCCGGGCAGCUGAAGAGGGCCUAGAUCAGCAGCUGAUCCUGGCUGUAGUAGGCUCCAUCUCUGCCACCUGCCUCACCAUCCUGGCUGCUCUACUAGCCCUGGUGUGUAUCCGUAGAACCUGCCUACAUCGGAGGCGGACCUUCACCUACCAGUCAGGAUCAGGAGAAGAGACCAUUCUGCAGUUCAGCUCAGGAACCUUGACCCUGACCCGAAGGCCAAAACCUCAGCCAGAGCCCCUCAGUUACCCUGUGCUUGAGUGGGAAGAUAUUACCUUUGAGGAUCUCAUCGGGGAGGGGAACUUCGGGCAAGUCAUCCGGGCCAUGAUCAAGAAGGAUGGUCUCAAGAUGAAUGCAGCCAUCAAAAUGCUCAAAGAGUAUGCAUCAGAAAAUGACCAUCGGGACUUUGCAGGAGAACUAGAAGUUCUGUGCAAAUUGGGGCAUCAUCCUAACAUCAUCAAUCUCUUGGGGGCCUGUGAGAACCGAGGCUACUUGUACAUUGCUAUCGAAUAUGCCCCCUACGGGAACCUGCUAGAUUUUCUUCGGAAGAGCCGGGUACUGGAGACUGAUCCAGCUUUUGCCCGAGAGCAUGGCACAGCAUCCACCCUUAGCUCCAGGCAACUGCUGCGCUUUGCCAGUGAUGCUGCCAAUGGCAUGCAGUACCUGAGUGAGAAGCAGUUCAUCCACAGAGACCUGGCUGCCCGCAAUGUGCUAGUUGGAGAGAAUCUGGCUUCCAAGAUCGCAGACUUUGGUCUUUCUCGGGGGGAGGAGGUGUAUGUGAAGAAGACUAUGGGCCGUCUCCCUGUGCGCUGGAUGGCCAUAGAGUCUCUGAACUACAGUGUCUACACCACCAAGAGUGAUGUCUGGUCCUUUGGAGUCCUCCUCUGGGAGAUAGUGAGCCUUGGAGGUACCCCCUACUGUGGCAUGACCUGUGCUGAGCUCUAUGAAAAGCUGCCCCAGGGCUACCGCAUGGAGCAGCCUCGAAACUGUGACGAUGAAGUGUACGAGCUGAUGCGCCAGUGCUGGCGGGACCGUCCCUAUGAGCGCCCUCCAUUCGCUCAGAUUGCACUGCAGUUGGGCCGCAUGCUGGAAGCUAGAAAGGCCUAUGUGAACAUGUCGCUAUUUGAAAACUUCACUUAUGCGGGCAUUGAUGCCACAGCUGAAGAGGCCUGAACAACCCUGCCUCUCGCCAGAACCUCGCUCUGCUGGCCGGAGCAAAAUACUCUCCAGCCUGUGUCUUCUGUCCCGUCUAGACUUGGACCUGAGCUGCCUCAAAGAAUCAUUUUAAUUUAAGGGGGGAGGAGAGGAGACCCAGGAAAGGGGCAGCUGAGGAGAACAGGGUUCCCCCAUCCUUUGCAGCUGCUCUUACGGCUACCCUUCAUGCCCUUCUUUCCCAUUUAGCUGCACCAUAUAUGUGCUGCCCAUUCUGCUGAUCCCUAAGCCCCUACUUCAACUCCUUUGCCUAAGCCAGCCCACAUUCCACUAACAUGUCUGGUUCAGUUAUUCCUCCCUCACUGCCUUGUACUCAGAAAAAAUAAACGCUCUGAGAAGCUGCA